Molecule: messenger RNA, 1848 nt
Organism: Chaetomium fimeti
Lineage: Eukaryota; Fungi; Ascomycota; Sordariomycetes; Sordariales; Chaetomiaceae
Product: common central domain of tyrosinase-domain-containing protein
Exons: 7
Coding region: 1-1848 (615 amino acids)
Molecular function (GO): tyrosinase activity
Source: RefSeq, a predicted model, not a curated record
AUGAGCGGCAACAUUGCUGUUACCGGCGUUCCCACCACCCCCGACGUAGAUGGAGCUGUGCCUCUCCGCCGGGAGUUGCGGGAGCUUCAGCGCAAUUUCCCCGAACAAUACAAUCUCUUCAUCUUGGGUCUCAAAAACCUCCAGAGGCAGGAUCAAAAUAUCUUGACCUCGUACUACCAGAUCGCCGGGAUCCAUGGCAUGCCGUACAAGCCUUGGAACGGAGUGGGUAGUAACACCAACUGGCGGAGCACCAGCGGCUUCGGGGGUUAUUGCACGCACUCGUCCAUCUUGUUCUUGACCUGGCAUCGGCCAUACCUCGCACUCUAUGAGCAAUCACUGUACAACGCCGUCCAGGAGGUUGCAAAGAGGUUCCCCCGAGGAGCCCUGCGUGACAAGUACCUCGAGGCAGCCAAGACCUUCCGCGCCCCCUAUUUCGACUGGGCAAUCCAGCCCCCGCGGGGGACCCCGGCCUUUCCGAGUGCGCUCACAUCACCCAAGGUCCAAGUGGUUGACGUUGACGGCAAGACGAAAUUCGUCAGCAAUCCUUUGUACCGGUUUGUCUUCAACCCGGUGAAUCCAUCGCCGGGGGACUUCUCGCGGCGGUGGAGCCGGUACAGAACGACGGUCCGAUAUCCUCAUAAGGUGACAGGCCGGUCACGGGAUUCCCGCGUCUCGCCCAUCCUAGCCAACGAACUGGCCUCGCUCCGUAGCAACGUCAGCACGUUGCUGCUGUCGUACACCGACUUUGACUCCUUCAGCUUCAACGGAUGGGACCCAUACACCAAGCCGAGCCAGUUCGGCAGCUUGGAGGAUGUCCACAACGAAAUCCACGACCGAACAGGCGGGAAUGGCCAUAUGUCGUCUCUUGAGGUCUCGGCGUUCGAUCCGUUCUUCUGGUUGCACCACUUCAACAUCGACCGCCUCUGGGCUAUCUGGCAGGAACUGAACCCCGACAGCUACAUGUCCCUGCAUCCUGCGCCAUAUGCCACAUUCAACGCUGCCGAUGGCGAGUCCCAAACCAGAGACACGCCACUCAAGCCCUUCUGGGACAAGUCCGGCUCCAAGUUCUGGACAUCCAGCCAGGUCAAAGACACGCACACUUUCGGGUACGCCUACCCCGAGACGCAGAAAUGGCGCUUUCCGGACCAAAAGUCGCACCAAACCGAGAUCCGCCGCACGGUCGUCAACCUGUACGGCACCAACGUGUUCGCCGACUUCCUCGCCAACGUCGCGCAGCGCAAGGAGGAGCACGCUCUCGCAGCGGCGGCGGGCGCCCCCGCACCACCCCCAACCAUCCCCCCUUCCCUGCAACACCUCGCCCCGGCCAACACCUACACCGAAUGGGUCGUCAACAUCCGCGCCCAGAAGCACGGCCUCGGCGCCCCCUUCCGCAUCCUCGUCUUCCUGGGCGCCUUCGACGAGAGCGACCCGUCCAGCUGGGACAGCGCGUUCAACUGCGUCGGGAGGGUGUCUGUGCUGGGGCGGGCUGGGGGGCGGAGUGGGAAUGGAGGGCAAGGGACGCGGUGUGCAAGGUGUAGGACGCAUGCGGUGGGGGGGUUGAUGGUUUCGGGGACGGUGCCGUUGACGUCGGCGGUUUUGCAGGAUAUUGUUGGGGGUGGGGCGGUGGAUGUGGUGCCGUAUCUGAGGGAGAAGUUGGCGUGGCGGGUGACGCUGUUUGAUGGGGAGGAGAGGAGCGCGGCCGAGGUGCCCGGGUUGAAAGUCAGUGUUGCGUCGACACAGGUGACGAUUGGGGAGGAUGGGUUGCCGAAUUAUAGCGGCGAGUAUCGAGUCUGGCCGGAGAUUACGCAGGGGAAGCCGGGUGGGUUGGGCGUGGGCGAGCACAUUUAG